AUGAAUAAAAAGGUGGAGAUGAGUGACAGCUGUUUUAGGAACCUGGCAGAGGACCGCAGUGGAAUCAACCUAAAAGAUCUGGUGCACGACCCCUCCCUGCUUGGGGGCUCUAUUUCAGCCUAUAAGAUCGUACCAGAUGAAAUCGACCAGAUCAAGGAGACUCUAGUGGACUGGUGUGAUGAGAAAGAACUCAAUCUCAUCUUGACAACCGGGGGGACAGGCUUUGCUCCCCGCGAUGUCACACCUGAGGCCACUAAAGAGGUGAUAGAGCGAGAGGCUCCAGGGAUGUCUCUGGCCAUGCUGAUGGGUUCUCUCAACGUCACACCACUAGGCAUGCUCUCUAGACCUGUGUGCGGCAUCCGCGGAAAGACACUCAUCAUCAAUUUACCAGGGAGCAAGAAGGGUUCACAGGAGUGUUUCCAGUUCAUCCUGCCCGCGCUGCCCCACGCCAUCGACCUGCUACGGGACGCCGUGGUCAAGAUGAAGGAGGCGGUGGACGAGCUAGAGGACCUGCCUUCGCCCCCGCCGCCCCUAUCGCCGCCCCCAAACAGCUCGCCGCGGAGGCAGACGGAGGACAAGGGCGUACAGUGUGAGGAGGAGGACGAUGACAAGAAAGACAGUGGUGUGGCAUCCACCGAGGACUCCUCGUCCUCGCACAUCACCGCUGCCUCCAUCGCCGCUAAGAUCCCAGACUCCAUCAUCUCCAGGGGUGUCCAGGUCCUCCCCAGAGACACAGGCUCUCUGAGCACCACGCCCUCUGAGUCGCCCCGCGCCCAGGCCACCUCGCGCCUCUCUACCGCCUCCUGCCCCACGCCCAAACGGAAGUGUAAGGAGUAG
Salvelinus namaycush (lake trout) is the source of this 837-nucleotide messenger RNA. Its product is annotated as gephyrin-like. Lineage: Eukaryota; Metazoa; Chordata; Actinopteri; Salmoniformes; Salmonidae. Gene Ontology annotation, biological process: Mo-molybdopterin cofactor biosynthetic process. The transcript is spliced from 9 exons. The coding region runs from base 1 to 837 and encodes 278 amino acids. The record is from RefSeq and is a predicted model, not a curated record.